UGAAGGUUGUUAAGUCAUUUAUCGGUACAGAAACUGUGAUACACAUUCGUCACUUCUUCAUCACAUCAACUUAGGAUCGACGUUUUACCAAGAUUAUAAGAAUGCCUAAAAUAUUCGGUAAAUUCAGACCGGAAUACUGCGAUUUGCCCACCAUGGUAUGGAAUGUCGAAGUAUUAUUACGAACACUAACUAUUAGAUCUUACAGACGGUUGAACAAACCAAUUUCCUGGAUAUAUUAUAUAUUUACUGUUUCUUCGGGGCUUUUUUAUAUAUACUCGUACGUAAUCUCGCCCGUCUGGUUCCUUAUGGUGAAAAGUAGAGAAACUGGGGACUUUACAGCAGCCAUAGUAGAACUUUCACUAUCCAUGUGCAGUUUAACUUGUGUACCUAAAAUCUUUUACAUGAAAUAUUACAGUUCAACAGUGAUGGAUCUAAUCGAUGAAUAUUUAAGAUGUAAUGAAUUGAUAGUUAAAGGCACCCGCUUUGAAAAGAAUUUCUUGAAAAACAUGAAAACUGUAAAAAAGCAAGCAACAGUUACUUGGGCUGUGUCUAUGCUAAAUAGCGCGACUUACCUCACUGUUCCUCUUUUGAGACCUGGACGCCAUUUCACUCAAGACAUGUAUGUAAUAUACGGUUUGGAACCGAUGCUGGAAUCUCCUAACUACGAAAUAGCAACCGUUAUGAUGGUUUUAUCGAUUAUCUUUGCUUUAAAGGUCAUAGUGUAUAUAACUCUUUUCGUUAUAGUAAUUAUAGGAUUCCUUGAAUCCCAAAUGCUGGCUCUGAGUGUGGAAUUGACCAAUAUCUGGGAAGAUAGUAAGAAAUUCUACAACUAUUAUGCACUUCAGCACAACGAAUCUGGUGACGAAUAUGAAGUGAGAAAUGUAUUUGUAACCAAUCGUCUGCGAGAUAUUUUGAAGUUCCACAUCAUGAAUAUAAAUCUCCGAAAUAAAGUUGAAAAGGAACUCCGCUUCAUAUUCGUAAAUGACUUCAUUUUUAUGAUGUUCGCUCUCGUGACUGAAUUGCUCGGGGGUUUAGACAACACACUGUUCCAAUUUUCAUUUACACUUGGCAUAGUAUUCAUAGAUUGUUGUAUUGGACAAAGGCUAAUUGAUGCUAGCAUAGCAUUCGAGACAGCAGUCUACGAUUGCAAAUGGGAAAAUUUUAAUUGGUCCAAUCAGAAAACAGUUCUUUUUAUGCUACAAUGUUCACAGAAGACGAUGACUCUAACAGCUGCUGGAAUAGCCAUUCUUAAUUUUAUAUUUUUAAUGUCUGUCCUCAAAUCUACAUAUUCCGCUUAUACCACUCUUGCAUCUUUUGUAGGGCCAGACCUGGUUAGAGGCGAGAGGGUUAACCCCUUACCCCUCCCACCCAAGCCCACGCGGCCAGUCUCUAACCACCCACCGCCGAGCGCAAGCGUCCAACGGCAGACAGAGCGGAGACCAGCCAUCAAGCGACCCGGACCUUCGAAGAGGCCUGAGUUUCCGUUCACCGCAUUCAGCGGCGAACCCCCCCCCCCCCUCGUAACUGAUUGCACCGGUUGCCCGCAACGGUUUACCAAGACUACAAGAAUGACAAAGACACUUGAAAAAUUCGGUUUGGGGUACUGCGAUCUGCCGACGAUGCUAUGGAAUAUCGAGGUUUUAUUACGAGUGUUAACCAUCAGGGUCAAUAGACAGUUCAACAAGAGAAUUCCCUGGAUAUUUUACGUCAUAACAAUUUUCACUGGUCUCUGUUACUUCUACUCCUACAUGUUGUCGACUGUUUGGUACGUUUUUGUGAGGUGUAGAGAAACUGGCGACUACGUCAACGCCAUUAUAGCUAUAUCACUAUCAAUGUGCAGUGUAACUUGUGUACCUAAGAUCUUUUACAUGAAAUAUUACCGAGAAGCGGUGAUGGAUUUAGUCGAUGAAUAUUUAAACUGUAAUGAGUUGAUAGUUAAAGGAACUCGUUUUGAGAAAAAUUUCUUUACAAAUAUGAGAAUUAUUAAGAAACAAGCAACAGUUUCCUGGUUUGUAUUGACAUUGAACUCCGCAAUUUUUGCCUCUCUUCCAUUUAUGAGGCCUGGACGCCAUUUGACUCAAGACUUGUAUGUAAUGUAUGGUUUGGACCCGAUGAUGGAAUCUCCUAACUACGAAAUAGCAGCAAUCCUAACGGUAUCAUCUGUAUACUUCGCUGUAACGAUCAUAAUACAUUUAACACUCUUCAUUAUAGUCAUCAUUGGAUUCCUUGAAUCCCAAAUGCUGGCUCUGAGUUUGGAAUUGACGAAUAUCUGGGAAGAUAGUAAAAAAUUCUACAACUAUUAUGCACUUCAGCACAACGAAUCUGGUGACGAAUAUGAAGUGAGAAAUGUAUUUGUAACCAAUCGUCUGCGAGAUAUUUUGAAGUUCCACAUCAUGAAUAUAAAUCUCCGAAAUAAAGUUGAAAAGGAACUCCGCUUCAUAUUCUUGAAUGACUUCAUUUUUAUGAUGUUCGCUCUCGUGACUGAAUUGGUCGGUGGUUUAGACAACACUUUGUUACAAUUGCCAUUUACAUUUGGCAUGGUCUUCAUAGAUUGUUGUAUUGGACAAAGGCUAAUGGAUGCUAGCAUAGCAUUUGAGACAGCAGUCUACGAUAGUAAAUGGGAAAAUUUUAAUUUGUCAAAUCAGAAAACAGUACUUUUUAUGCUACAAUGUUCACAGAAGACGAUGACUCUAACAGCUGCUGGAAUAGCCAUUCUUAAUUUCAUAUAUUUGAUGUCUGUCAUCAAGUCUACAUAUUCCGCAUAUACCACUCUAAAAUCUUCUGCAUAAGAACCAUAUUUAAAAAAUACCAGUGGAAGUUCAGUAAGAUGCAAUUAUAGAAGUACAAGUCACAAUAUGUAGAAGAGGUAGCUUUAGUAUGAUAAUAAUGAAAUAAAUUACAGUU
Molecule: messenger RNA, 2904 nt
Organism: Danaus plexippus (monarch butterfly)
Lineage: Eukaryota; Metazoa; Arthropoda; Insecta; Lepidoptera; Nymphalidae
Exons: 9
Coding region: 102-2789 (895 amino acids)
Biological process (GO): detection of chemical stimulus involved in sensory perception of smell; sensory perception of smell
Cellular component (GO): plasma membrane
Molecular function (GO): olfactory receptor activity; odorant binding
Source: RefSeq, a predicted model, not a curated record